AUGCCUACGACAGUAGUAUGCUGCCUGAACUUGUCAUAUGAUAUCCGUAGAUACCUUCCUUUACCAACCAACUCCAUUCCUCACGACCUCUCCGUUCCGAUGAACGCAAAUCCAAAACAACACCCAGAAGUUUUGCUCGGCGUUCCGGACGCUUUUUCGCGGUCGGUUUUAAUGGCAAGGUCGAGGACAAUCAAGAAACCAUCGCCCUCCGCCAUGGUCAACGUGGCUUUUCCGAUAAAUAUAUGUCGGUGCAUCAACAGAGGGGCCAUUCAUAAGGUCCUCGUGCCGCGGGGAGAGGUUUGGCCUGGCCUCAAACCGUGGAAGGUGUGCGAGGUGCCCAACAGGUGUGACGUGGCCACCGGAAACUGGGGUAAAGGCUUGGGAAGCAGGCAUGUUCACCAAGGUCGAUGUAGUACUUGCAUCCCCGUAGCAAUACUUCACCGGUCGCACUCUCAUGACCGUCAGGCUGGUGCCUAUCUAUCACGCAAGUUAUCCUCAGAUGUAGCUGGCCAGAACCUGAGACGAACGAACUUCCUCCGCUUGGGAAGAAUUGGCAUCAGGAUUCACUUCUCGCAAUUCCAAAAUCAAAACGUCGUGAACGUGAGGUUGGAUAAAGAGAGACGGGAUGAAGUGUCCAAGGAAACCUUAGAAAACCGGUUCAAUCUGUUCAAGAAGGUUAAGGAGGAUUUCAGGUUUUUGAACAGCGAUGCCUACAAUAUGGACGAAAAAGACUACAUCUUGGGUGUUUCCGAGAUAUCCAGAGUCCUUAUCCCGCCCAAAUCUAGCUUCCCCGUUUCGUGGUAUGGGGCGCAAAAUCACAUGGCGAUAACUGGGUACCCGUGA
This is a messenger RNA of Lindgomyces ingoldianus, 843 nucleotides long. RefSeq lists its product as uncharacterized. NCBI's taxonomy places the organism in Eukaryota, Fungi, Ascomycota, Dothideomycetes, Pleosporales, Lindgomycetaceae. The record is from RefSeq and is a predicted model, not a curated record. Bases 1 to 843 code for a protein of 280 amino acids. The transcript is spliced from 6 exons.